Penicillium olsonii is the source of this 1551-nucleotide messenger RNA. The record is from the annotation of a GenBank genome assembly. Lineage: Eukaryota; Fungi; Ascomycota; Eurotiomycetes; Eurotiales; Aspergillaceae.
AUGUCUGAGGUACAUGGAGAUUCAGAGCUCGUUCCACCGGGCCCUGACAUCGAUUAUCCCCUCGCGCUCACUCCAAGACAAGUUACGCUACGAGACCGAGUGACGGUGGCAACUCUGGUCCCUUUCGCCUCGCCGGAGGAUGUCCCCCGGGCGUUGAUGAAGUAUCUCUCCGAUCAAUUCAACAAGGAAAUUGAAAAAGGAGAUACUUAUGCAAUGUCCGAACCAAUUCCGUUGGCCCAGUUUGGCAGAUAUUGGUUCUCCAACUUUGGUGUCGUGAUGCUCCUGGGGGACAUUGAGAGCGCCGAGCAGACCCAUAGUAUGGACCGGGCGGGUGCCAAUUGGACCAAAGCCUGUCUCGGUGGUUUUCACAUUCGACCCAACUACCCGGGCCGGAGCAGUCAUGUCUGCAACGGCACCUUCAUUGUCACCGAUGCCGCACGAAACAAAGGUGUAGGUCGAUUGAUGGGAGAAGCGUACUUGGAGUGGGCCCCCCGACUUGGAUAUACGUAUGCAGUUUUCAACUUGGUCUAUGAGUCUAAUGUUGCCUCAUGUCGGUUAUGGGAUUCUCUCGGCUUCAAGCGAAUCGGCCGAGUGCCCGGGGGAGGCCAGAUCAAGUCACAGCCUGGCGAGUUCGUUGAUGCAAUUAUCUACGGUCGAGGCCUCAGUUUGGAUGGCGAAGAUUCCGUGUCUCAAGACCGCUUUGAGAAGAUUCGUUAUUAUCUCAAACACGCCAAAUACCCCCGUGGAGCUGAUCGCGCCGAAAAGAGCCGACUGCGCAGUGCGGCCACUCAUUAUAAGCUGCUCGGUGGCGAAGAGGGCUCGCCAGAAAGAUUGAUGCUGAAAGACAAGGAAGUGGUGUCUGAUCCACAGCAACAGUACGAUAUUGCCCAAGAAGUUCAUCUCAAACAACAUGCCGGAAUCAACAAAACCACUGCAGCCAUCGCGGUCAAGUACCAUUGGGUGCGGAUUAAGGAGACUGUUAAUCGCGUCAUACGGGACUGUCCACAGUGUAAGGAAACUUUGAAAGCACCCCCCAUCCCAGGGAUGAAAGAGGAUGAUCGCUCGCCCUCAGAAACAAUGUCUGGGAUGGAAAUGGAAAGUAGUAUGGAACCGCCCCAGAAGGAGGAGCCAGCCCACGUUUCACAGGCGAUGGACGAAGCGCCGGACGAGGCACCUAAUUUCAACCCCCUCUUACAUCAACCCGCUUCCACCAUGCCGAGUCCCUCUCACCCUAUGCCUGGGUUCCCAUCUAUGCCACUCGACCCCCAGAUGAUCCAAAUACAGCAGCAGCUACGCCGCUACCAACAGCAAAAUCCAAUGGGCCAAUACCCUCCGGGGACAGCCCUUGUUGACAUGUCCAACUUUGACGAUGCGAUGCGUUAUCAUACAGCCAACAAUGCUUACCAGUUGAUGGUCGGAGAAGCUCCUGACUUGUUCCCGCAAGACAUGCUUGGGAUGGCGAAUCCACCGCACGACAUGCAGCAUGACCCCGAAUUACUCAACAAAUUUGAAUACGGAAGUCCAUCGGAUGGGAAUUAUGAUUUUACGUGA